AUGACUGAAGAAGAGCAUUUUGAUGCAUCUGCAUCAGCAUCCGACCCGGUUGGAUAUCUAGGAGGACCGUAUGAUACAUCUCUGUUAGUUAAAUACGAACAACAUGUUGCAUACUAUAUAUGGUUCGGUGAGGAGAGAGGGUCGAAGAAAGAGUUAAAGGUGGCGGGACAUGGGUUGAAGUUGACUCAGAAGGUUCCACUACAGCUGCCCAGAAAGAUGGAGAGCUGGAUAUCUAGGUUUGGUCUAGCUUCACUUCAGAGAAUCAGUUUAACAAAGAUAGACACAAACCUAGUUUCCGCUUUUGCAGAGAGGUGGCAUCUAGAGACAUCUUCAUUUCACAUGUCGUUUGGUGAGAUGACGAUUACUCUAGAUGACGUAUCUUGCCUGCUUCACUUGCCCAUCAGGGGAGUCUUCUGA
Molecule: messenger RNA, 417 nt
Organism: Lathyrus sativus (Indian pea)
Lineage: Eukaryota; Viridiplantae; Streptophyta; Magnoliopsida; Fabales; Fabaceae
Source: the annotation of a GenBank genome assembly